CGCCGAGCGUAUCGUAUCCGGCGUCUCGGUCGCCGGGAGAGAGGAGGGCCUUGGGAGAGCCGCGCGAGACUUCUCCCGCCGUCAUGUCUCUCUCUUUCUCCUCUUCUGCGCGUUGCUUGGUUGGGCGCGGUGUCUCCGCGUAUCUUUUUCCUGCGCCUCCAUCGUUUUUCUCGUCUUCUGCUCCUCGAUUCGGCCACCGUCGGCCUCGCUCUUUGUUUUUUCGGUGUGAAAAAAGGGGAGACGCGAACCUCUCUCCGUGUGUGGUUCUCGCUCAAGUUCAAGACCCAGCAGGGUCCAGUCCGCGAGUAGUGGGAGAGAGAGAGAGCGGUCGCGGGCAGCUCCUGGACGGAGGGGGGUAGUAGAGACGUCUUGUACGUCUCUCUUUUUCUGCGCUUUGCAUGUGUCGUCUGCUCGCGGAGUCGUCGCGGCCAGGGAAACGAGAAAAAUCGCGUUUCCUCCCGGAGAAAAAUUCUAAAAACGCGUCGGUGUCUCGGAGUGUCUGUCCGCCUUUCCUCACCACACCCGCUGUUUCGCGGCGCCUUCGCUUCCGCGGCCAGACGAUCGUCGAGGCCUUCAAUGAGUUUUUCCCUGCUCGUUUCGUGUCUUCGAUCGCCGCCAUUCCGACCUCGCUUUCUGUGGGGUUCUCCUCGCGCCUGUCGCCGCGUUCCAGAGGCUCGCUCGCCUUCGCGUCUUCUUUUUUCUGCCCAGCGUCGUCUCCCCUUCUCGCCGCGCGGUCCCCGUUUCUCCACCAUGGCGUCUGGACGUCGCGCUGAGAAAGGUACGGUGGCGGCUCUCGCCACGGAGGAGAAGAUUGGAGACCCGCAUUUCCAGGUUUCGGAAAACUCCCCGUUUCUCCAGAAGCGUCUCCAAGUCUUCGAAGACCUCUACGAGAAACAGACUCGGCGCCUGAAAGAAAAACCGAGAAGAGAAAUUUCCAUCGAGCUCCCUGACGGAUCCAAGAAGAGCGGCACAGCGUUCGAAACGAGUCCGUACGACGUCGCCCUGCAAAUCUCCAAAGGUCUUGCCGAAGCCUCUCUCGUUGCUAAGGUUUUGUACGAACAGCCGAGCGCGGAGUCGGAGGCCAUCACGGCCGCAGACGACGAAGAGGAAGAGGAGGCAGAAUGUCCCUGCGGCGAGCAUGCAGAGGAGUCUCCCGCAGAAAAGUGGAUUCUCUACGACAUGAAACGUCCCCUCGAAGGCUCCUGCAGAUUGCAGCUUCUCAAGUUCGACUCCGACGAGGCGAAGCAUGUCUUUUGGCACUCCAGCGCUCACAUUCUCGGGCAGGCGAUCGAAGCGACGUUCGGGGCACAGCUGACGGUCGGUCCGGCGCUGACGAACGGCUUUUACUACGAUGCGUACAUGGGAGAUGCAAAGGUCACGGAGGAGAGUUACGGACGUCUCGAAGCAGCUGCUGCGGCAGUGAUCAAGGAAGACCAGGCGUUUCGUCGCCUGGUCUGUUCGAAGGCCGAGGCGUUGGAGUUGUUUGCCGACAAUCCUUUCAAAGUGCAGUUGAUUGCGAGCAAGAUUCCGGAGCACGGCUUGACGACGGUGUACUGCUGCGGGUCGCUGGUGGAUCUUUGCCGCGGCCCUCACAUCCCGUCGACCGGCAAGGUGAAGGCCUUCCAGGUGAUCAAACACUCUGCGUCGUACUGGCUAGGUCGCCAGCACCUGGACUCUCUCCAGCGGGUGUACGGCGUCUCGUUCCCGGACAAAAAGUUGCUGAAGGACUAUCUGAAGCUGCUCGAGGAGGCGAAGAAACGCGAUCACCGGGUGCUCGGGCAGAACCUGCACCUGUUCUUCUUCGACACGAACGUCUCGCCCGGCAGUUGCUUCUGGCUGCCUGACGGCGCGAAAGUCUACAACAAGUUGUGCAUGUUCAUGCGCGAAGAGUACCGCUUCCGCGGCUUCCAAGAAGUGAUUUCGCCAAACAUCUUCAGCUGCGACCUGUGGAAGGUGUCUGGUCACUACCAAAACUACAAGGAGAACAUGUACUUGUUCGACGUGGAGGGCAAGGAGUGGGGACUGAAGCCGAUGAACUGUCCUGGACACUGCAUCAUGUUCAAGCAUUUGGCGCCUUCGUAUCGGCAGUUGCCGCUGCGUCUCGCGGACUUUGGCGUCCUCCACCGCAACGAGCUGUCCGGGAGCUUGACGGGUCUGACGCGCGUGAGGCGGUUCCAGCAAGACGACGCUCACAUCUUCUGUCGCCUGGACCAGGUCAAGGAGGAGGUCGCGGACGCGCUGAACUUCCUCUUCUUUGUCUACGACCAGUUCGGCUUCUCGUUCGAACUCUUCCUCUCGACGCGACCUAAGAAGGCGCUCGGCGAGCGCGCGGUUUGGGACUCUGCGGAGGCCGCCUUGAAGGCCGCCCUCGAGGAAACAGGCCGCCCAUGGCAACUGAAUCCUGGAGACGGCGCGUUCUACGGACCGAAAAUCGACAUUCGCCUCUGGGAUGCGCUGAAGCGCCCUCACCAGUGUGGAACGAUUCAACUCGACUUCCAGCUGCCGAUUCGCUUCAACUUGCAGUACCGCACGCAGGACGAGGCGGUCGCGGGCGCGCGCGACAAAGCUAAGGAAGACAAGGAGACGGGGGAGAAGCGAACAGACAGCGAGCACGAGCAGAAGGAAGAAGAAGCCUUCGGAGUCGAACUGCCUCUGAGGCCUGGCAUGGCUCGACCAGUCAUCAUCCAUCGAGCCAUUCUCGGAUCAAUCGAACGCAUGUGCGCCGUCGUCAUCGAACACACCGGCGGCAAAUUGCCCUUCUGGCUGUCGCCCAAACAGUGCAUUGUCCUCCCCAUCUCAGACAAAGUCAACGACUACGCCGCGUCCGUCAGGGAUGUCCUCCACAGCUGUGGAUAUGAGGUCGGCCUCGAUGUCUCCAACAACACCGUCAACAAGAAAAUUCGAGAAGCACAACUGCAGCAGUGGAACUACCUCCUUGUUGUCGGAGAAAAGGAACGUGCAGACAAGACAGUGACUGUGCGAGAUCGGGCUGACCCCGAACAUCAGAAAGUUCUCUCCAUGGAGGACUUGCUGACGCUUUUCGAGAAACAAGGCAUGCCCAACUCGAGAAAAACACUCACGCUGGACGCGUGGAAGAAGAGUCAGCAGUAAAAGAUCUGUGCAAGCUCGCGGAGAGCCUGGCGUCGCGAUGACCGCCGGUGCCCGAGUUCUUCCGUCGACUCGCAUUUUCGAGUUCGACCGGAACGGAGACUGUCUUUGACGAGUAGAGAGCCCGGGCGCAAACUCGGGCUUGCCUCUGUGCGCUGUGAGUUUCCGGAAGAGGCGUAGCAUGUAUCUCGAGUUUCUUUGUACGUACAGUUACACGGUAAACAUGGAAAGCAUGUAAAGGAGCGUGUCUGCAUGCACCGGUGUAUUCUGUUGUCGGUGCCGUUAGUGCGUCGGCGUCCGGCUGUCUCCCGUGCAUGUUUUUAGUGAAACCAUUGUUGCAGGAGCCGGCCGCCCUCUGUCGGCAAGAACGCGAAUUUCAGCGUUUCUCGGUUUUCGUCCAGAAACAAAGCUGCCGUUCCCCGUAGGAGUCUUGGAGUUGUCAAGGGGAUGCUUGUAACGCAACGCCUCACAUCAAACGGCUGUAUUUUUCGUGUGGUGACUUUGACUCGCGCCGGCCGCUCUGCCCAACAGAACGGACGCUGUCGGAGAUCCGCUGCGCUCGAGAAAGCAACGCGAAUCCAGGUGGCAUCCUUAAGAGACGCAACGCAAGCGAGAGGCGAUUCUCCAACACAGGAUUCACAGGCGUUUUAGACACGAUUCACUUACGGUGACGCCUGAAUAGACAUCCACACGAUAGAACACCUUCACGCAUGUGGCGGUUGGUUUCUUGCAGACAGGCAGAAAAGGAAGCAGCAGGGAAGUCAUGGGUGAGCGCUGGAGCCCUGGAAGUGGUUGACUGGAAAGCUGACUUCGUGGCCAACUUGCGAAGGUCUCGGGGUGAGAAAGUGCUGCGAUGCAGCCGGGAGCAUUCCUGCAAAGGCUGUGAAACAAUAUCACCGCGCCGAACACCGCUUCCUCUCGACCGAAAAAAAAACGAACAGAAACUCUCGUGCGCAAGAGAAAAGGCAUGUCCCGUUCUUUCUGUGUCGUCAUGUGGACUUUCCACGUGUUCCCUUGAGCCCCGGUGCACAGUAGGCAUGCAUGCCGCCGGGGAUUAAAGCGACCGAUUUGAUGCUCCAAUGUCGCCUACGAGAUUUUGUGUCGAGACGGAAGUCGGGAGUUUCGUCAGAUUUUCGCCUCUGCGUUAAACCUUAGAUUCAAUGCACGCACUCUGACACGUGAGCUCGAGUCGUCUCGACUCCCUUUUCAGCGGUGAACGCACCACAUCCACGAGUUUUCUGUUCGGAAUUGUUAGCUCGCAUAUUUGCCAAGU
This is a messenger RNA of Toxoplasma gondii ME49, 4381 nucleotides long. Its product is annotated as threonyl-tRNA synthetase family protein. Gene Ontology annotation, biological process: threonyl-tRNA aminoacylation. Gene Ontology annotation, molecular function: threonine-tRNA ligase activity; ATP binding. Lineage: Eukaryota; Apicomplexa; Conoidasida; Eucoccidiorida; Sarcocystidae. The coding region runs from base 577 to 3111 and encodes 844 amino acids. The transcript is spliced from 5 exons. Gene Ontology annotation, cellular component: cytoplasm; mitochondrion. The record is from RefSeq and is a predicted model, not a curated record.